This is a messenger RNA of Homalodisca vitripennis (glassy-winged sharpshooter), 1254 nucleotides long. Its product is annotated as neurogenic locus notch homolog protein 1-like. The transcript is spliced from 7 exons. NCBI's taxonomy places the organism in Eukaryota, Metazoa, Arthropoda, Insecta, Hemiptera, Cicadellidae. The record is from RefSeq and is a predicted model, not a curated record. Bases 1 to 1254 code for a protein of 417 amino acids.
AUGUACCGUCCUGUAGCUGCAAGCCUGGCUUCUCUGGCAACCCUGUCACUGGCUGUCAAGAGGAAGUCCCCGUUAAUCAAUGUAAUAAUAACACUCCAUGUGAUAAUCUACUGGCAUGUAUCGAUGGAAAAUGUCAGGACCCAUGUCCUGGUCCCUGCCAGGGCAAUACAACCUGCGAGGUCCGGGACCAUGUACCGCACUGUGUCUGCAAGCCUGGCUUCUCUGGCAACCCUGCCACAGGUUGUCAAGGACAAGGUGUUUGCAGUUGCAGAUGAAGCUUGUGCUGAUAACCAUGGAUGCAUUAAGGAACUGUCAUGUAUCGCUGGAAUAUGUCAAAAUCCAUGUCCUGGUCCCUGCUACGGAAAUACGUUCUGCGUGGUCCUCGAACAUGUACCGUUCUGUAGCUGCAACCCUGGCUUCUCUGGCAACCCUUACACUGGCUGUGAAGAUAAAGUUAAUCAGUGUAAUAAUAACAAUUAUUGUGAUGAUCUACUGGCAUGUAUCGAUGGAAAAUGUCAGGACCCAUGUCCUGGUCCCUGCCACGGAAAUACGAUCUGCGAAGUCCACGACCAUGUACCGUACUGUGUCUGCAAGCCUGGCUUCUCUGGCAACCCUUUCACUGGCUGCCAAGAGCAAGUCCCCGUUAAUCAAUGUAAUAAUAACACUUCUUGUGAUACUCUACUGGUAUGUAUUGAUGGAAAAUGUCAGGACCCAUGUCCUGGUCCCUGCCACGGAAAUACGAUCUGCGAAGUCCACGACCAUGUACCGUACUGUGCCUGCAAGCCUGGCUUCUCUGGCAACCCUUUCACUGGCUGUCAAGAGCAAGUCCCCGUUAAUCAUUGUAAUAAUAACACUCCUUGUGAUAACCUACUGGCAUGUAUCGAUGGAAAAUGUCAGGACCCAUGUCCUGGUCCCUGCCAGGGCAAUACAACCUGCGAGGUCCGGGACCAUGUACCGUACUGUGACUGCAAGCCUGGCUUCUCUGGCAACCCUUUUACUGGCUGUCAAGGACAAGGUCGACCUCGAACAGCUACAAUUGAUGAGUCUUCAACGGCAGUCUUGGAACUGUUUCAACGCUCUCCUAACAAAUCUUCGAGGCAAGGGGCACGUGAAAGUGAUGUAAAUUCUAGCAGCGUGCUACGCAUUCUGAUGAGAGGCAAGUAUCGUGUUUACAUUCCAAGGCUGGUGCAACAGCUAAGUGACGACGAUCCAGAUCGAAGGUUGCAAUUUUGUGGAGGAGAUGGUGAUACGUGA